AUGACAGCCAACAAACACUGCGCCGUAAUCAAGAAGGCGACCAAAACAUGGCUGUCUAUAGACCUCAAGACCGUCAAAGAAAUCGAAAGGGUGGUGAUUGCUGGGAGAAAGGAGGAUCCUACACAUUCCGGAAACUUCAAAAUCAUGUGCGCCGUUACUUUCGAUUCAACAAAGUGGUCCAGUAAUGUUUUCAGCACCUGUCUGCUGCAAGACAAUGCCCUCGGACCCGAGGAAGUCACCCAUGCCAAGUGUCAAGAUAAGUGCAUCGGGCAGUUUAUCGUUGUCGAGAAAACGAAGAACGCUGCCACGGAGUACCUUCAGAUAUGUGAGCUGGAAGCCUAUGAGCCGGACGCGUACUGGAAUGUCGCCCUUGGUAAGGAGGCGAUCCACCACACCCGUGCCGCAGCCGCGGUGGUCACAGACGGCCUACCCGACCAAGCCAAAUGCACAACCGCUGACUUGACGGACAGCAGUGAUGACCAGUGGAUUCGGAUUGACCUUGAACGGCAACGAGGAGUCGUGUCGAUCACCAUGAUAGUGCCUUCUAAAGCGACUGAUGCGAAAAGACUAUCGACCUAUAAGCUGAUCGUCAGUAACAGUGCCUCCGACCCAGAGUUGGAGGACCCAAGUACAGUUUGCGGCGAGAAGACGAACAUUCCUGCCGGGACCAAGACCAUAACGGCUCAUUGCCCCCGGGAAAUAGUUGGCAGAUAUGUUUAUCUUCUGAAAGAGAACGCUGUCUAUAAUCCACCAGUUGUUUGUGAGAUUGAAGUGAUUGGCUAUGAUCUCCAAUACAGUGAGCGAGAUGAUCUUGCCAGUUGCAAGCCGACUUUCAUGAUCGAUAACUCGCCGGAUGCCAAAUAUGGCGUGGACGGAAACUUGCACCAGACCUGCCUCGCUACAUCCGGGACUUCCAAUAACGAUUGGUGGGCGGUCGACCUUGGCGCCCUCUAUACGAUUACCGCCAUAAACGUUGUGAACAUAGAUGACGCCACAUAUAAAUUCCUUGGAAAAUUCAAAAUCCUGGCCUCAACUGAUCUUAUUACGACUGAUAUUAUGAAAAGUAACUACAUGCAAUGUCAUGAACAGAAGACAGAGAUAGCUCGCAACCACGGCCGACGAAUCCACUGUGCCGCCAGGGUGUAUGGGCGCUAUGUCAUCCUGGUGAAGACUUUGAAAGAAAAACUUCAAUUCUGCCACGUUGGGGUCUUUGGUUCUCGAUAUUUAGAUAAUCUGGCACUGGGGAAAGCAACAUCCCACAGCGCCACCCUCUCCGACUACAAGAGCCAUCUAGCCGUCGACGGGAAGUGGGAUUGGGAACUGAGAUACCGCUCAUGCGCAUUGACAACUGCUGCAGCCAACUCAUGGUUCCAGGUCGACCUUAGUGCAUCCUAUAAUGUCAGUGCUGUGAGCAUACAGUCAAACCUAAAGGAGUGCGGAACCGCCUGCCUCGUCAAAAACGACUUCAAGAUCCUAGUGGGUGCAACGUUCAAAACUCCGAUAGACCCGACCAAAUUUACCACAUGCUACACUCAUACCAAACAACCCUCCCUCGCCGCUGGGGAUUACCAGGUCACCAAUACAUUCUACUGCACCAAAGAGAGUGUUGGACGUCACGUAGUCAUUCAGAGCUCGGCGGCCAUUUCUCUGACGAUAUGUGAACUUGGCGUCUAUGGUUUUUAUAUGUACGAUAACCUAGCCUUUGGCAAGAAAGGCAUCAGUGCCAGUGGAUACAAGUCGGUCUGGGACCUGAGGUACACCCAUGACGGGAGUCGAAGCUGCCUUGCCAACGUAGCAGCUAUUGACGGUUCGGCAGCCAAUGCCGAAUGGUGGUACGCAGAUCUGGUGAAGGCACACAAUAUAAGGAGGGUGCUCAUAACACAGCCUGAAAAUAAAUGGAAGAAGAAGUCCACUCUUGAAAUCAACGUUCUAAAGAAGAAGGCCGAUUUCGUCACGACGAAGCCUCUGAAAACAGUUUCUAACACUUGCGGCAUGUACAAAGACUAUGGCCCUGCCACACAAGAUAUCCUGUGCUCCAGAGUUCACAGCGGGGCGCUUGUAUUGCUGUUGAGGCGCGACCACAGGCGACAGACACUCUGGUUGUGCGAGGUUGAGAUAUAUGGCACUCUGGCACAAGAUAAUCUGGCCGCCUACAAGACAUCCGUACAGAGUAAUGAACUAACCACAGCACUAACCUAUGGCAAUGGUGUCGACGGUGUCUCGGGUACUGCUUUGGCUCACUGCUCCAACACAGCCGGCGUUCUACAAAGGGAAUGGUUUGCUGUUGACUUGACAGGGAACUACACCAUUGAAAAGGUGGUUCUGCUCAACAGCAAAGGACGUUUCAACCGGAGCCUCGCCGACACAAAAGUUCUAGCAUACAAUGACUUCAGUCCGAAAUCAUACGAAGAACAGUCCUACUUCCUCUGCACUGAAGUAGACCAACACCUGCAGCCAGGCGAGGACAAGCAGUUUGGCUGCAAUCCGUACGUGACAGGUCGUUUCGUGGUCCUGAUGAAGUUUAACGCAAUUGAUAGCCCAUUCUCCAUCUGCGAGCUAGAGGUCUAUGGGAAGGCUUACGUUGAGUCACGAGUUGACGCAAAGCAUCCUUGGGCCAGCGUGUACAUGAGUAACCGCCUCCCCUCGCCCUAUCCUUGCGGUUACACCACAGGCGUACAGAAAGUGGAAUGGUACGCCGUAGAUCUAUUUACAUUUUGGACCGUACAUAGCGUGGUGUUUACUACAAGAGGAGGCACGUAUGGCAAGAAGAUCACAUCCGACCUUCAUAUUCUGACUCUCGACGAGUUUCAACCCGAUGACAUGAAUGACAUCUACCCUGGAUCAUUUACUGGAACGGGCACCAAACGGUCAACACCAAUAACACACAAUACGUGCAUCAAACAGACCUUCACCCUGAUGGUCGGGGAGGACAGGCAGAUGAACUGCGCUGCGAAUGUCACCGGCCGAUUCCUGGUUAUUGCCAAAACAAACGCCAUCAGUAACUCCCUUCAGUUGUGUGAUCUGAAGGUCUUUGCAACGAAGAUACCUAUACCACCUGGUGGUGCUACUGGCUCCCCGACGCCACCACCCACAACUACCACCACCGCCCCACCUAAGCCUCAGCCAGAGAAGACUCAACCACCACCAGAACCAGAAUCGGGCAGUGGUAGCCUCGGGGCUAUUAUCGGGGCGGUCGUUGGCCUCUUGGUCAUCGGAGGUGGCGCAGGUGCCGCUGUCUUCGUCAUGAAGAAAAAGCAGCUUGGACCCUUCGCCAACAAGGGAGCAGCCAAGACCAUUAAUGUGAAGCCCAACAACAGCGGGGACCAGCAAUCUAUUGUUGAGAGUGUUGAUGACCGGCCCAGGUCGGUGUCGUCAGUGAAGACCAUUGUGCCGGGGCAGGACGGCGCCGCUGGAGUCCCGUAGACAGGUGUAUCGGAAAGCGACAACGUAACGAAUUUCAAAAGACGGAAGUUUCCGCAGUCCGCACGAGUGAUUUAGUUUUUGGUUUUAUGUUUGAUAAAUUAUCAUUAGGACCACAUGAAUUGUUUACUUAACUUUUUGAUGGACUGCAAAACGCCACGUUAAAGGCUAUCAUCAAAGAAGUGGAUUUGUUUUUGUUUUGCAAAACCGGCCCCAGGAAUGACGUAUCAAAUGUUGUCCCAGAUUAUAAACAACGAACAUUAA
Messenger RNA from Lineus longissimus, 3684 nucleotides. RefSeq lists its product as uncharacterized. The record is from RefSeq and is a predicted model, not a curated record. Lineage: Eukaryota; Metazoa; Nemertea; Pilidiophora; Heteronemertea; Lineidae. The transcript is spliced from 16 exons. Bases 1 to 3423 code for a protein of 1140 amino acids.